AUGAACCAAGCGCACUUCAACCGACAGACACUGGACCAUGCAUCGUCCUACUACGUGGACGACGUUACACGCACGGACGUCAUUCGCGUGGCCCUGGAUAUGCGCGAUGCGCUGCCCGAGGCGAACUGCAUCUUGUUCUUGCUCGGCUUGCCGGGGCUGAUUUUCUAUGGCGGUGACUUUUGGAAUGUCCUCUGUUCAUUCGCAGCCACCGAUCACCGGAAUGCAACUCUUGGCGAUGCCUUGCGCUGGGACAAGGUCGGUGCGUGUCAAUACGGCAAGUUUGCCUCCGUGCUCGUCGGCCGGCAGUGCAUCUGGCUCACCAUUGGCAACGAUUUAACGGGCACCGACGCGCUUGGUGUCUACACGCUCACCUUCACCUUUCAGCUCGGGCGCUUCGACACGUGGCUGUGGUGCAAGUUUCUGUACCGCGUCGGCCUCACCUGCUACGUCCUGCGCGUCAUGUGGCGAGCGUACUACCGGCACUGCUUGCAUUUAGCACGGACGCUAGCGACGCACGGCCUACAGCGACGCCCGACACGCGGCACGUCGUUUGAGGUUGUCAUCGGGGACCCCACGGCACUCAUUUUGCUCGACCCGAUCGUCUCGACGGCGUUCACCUUGGACAUUUGGUUCAGUAUGGAGUACAUGGGCAUCGCCAUGGUGCGCGCGACGCAAUUCGUGGAUCUCUACACGCUUUUUCUCGCGUUCAUGUACUUUUCCCGGACGGUAUGGUUCGCCUAUCUCGCGCUCGCCCUCACGUCGCGCAGCCUCAAACGCUAUCACAAAGAGCACUGGUUCGUCGAAGUCGACCCGACGAUCGUUGCGGUCUGCGUCGCCGUGUACGCCAUUCCAGUCGACUACCUCCAAGCCAACACAGUGAUCGUCUAUGUGUACUACUACCUCUUCCGCCUCCCAUCGUCGGCCGACAUGCAAGACCACCAAGUCGAUGUGCUUUUUGGCUGCGUGCUGCUCACACUCCUCAUUGCGGCGAUCCCGAUUCUCUUUGGCUUUGCACGCACCCACUGUCGCCGCGCGACACCGUCGGUCCCGUACGCGAGUCUCGACUACAACAGUGUUAAGAACCGACUUUUGUACAAGCUCAUGCGAUCGAUCACGCUGCGCCGGGGCCUCGUCGACGAGUCGGGCGGGUCUCUUUAUGCCGCGUUCGCGCGCGACGCUCGGUACAAGAUGCACCCGACGACCAGUCUUCGCAGCGUCGACUGCUUUGUGCUGACCAAAAGGCGAGGUCGAACGACGCAUCUCAAGCGUCUGAGCUUGCUCUCGAGCCUCGAUCGAAUGGCGUCCGAUCCGAACGUGGCGAUUUCUGUGGCAACGUCGGCGACGGCCGACCGCACGUUUGCCGAGCUUGUGGCGCACGACAGCAGCUUCCAGCUGGCGCUCGGAGCCGUACCGUCGCCGUGGUGCUCGUAG
Saprolegnia parasitica CBS 223.65 is the source of this 1431-nucleotide messenger RNA. RefSeq lists its product as hypothetical. Lineage: Eukaryota; Oomycota; Saprolegniomycetes; Saprolegniales; Saprolegniaceae. The transcript is spliced from 2 exons. Bases 1 to 1431 code for a protein of 476 amino acids. The record is from RefSeq and is a predicted model, not a curated record.